AUGUAUUGGUCGCAAAGUGAUUCAGAAGGAAGGCAAGAAGAAAAUCCCAACAAUAACCCUCUUAACACCCAAAAUUCUACUAAUUAUCCUUUCGACUACCCAAAUCUCAACUAUAUAUUUCAAAAUCAAUCUUCCAACCAACAAGGUCCCCAAAAUAUAUCAGAUAUCAUAAUAUCGUCAUCUAAUCCAAACUACCAUCCAUAUUAUGGAUCUAUGAUGUCAUAUUCAUCUCAAGCACCACCUUAUUAUUCUUCUACUCCAAUGGAAAAUGAAAAUGUUUCUAAUGUUGGACUUGAUGAAUUUCCUGAUUUUUCUACACAAACGGCUCUUGGUGACAUGAGCGGCGGUCAUGGAGCCACUCCAAAUGCAGAGGAUUCAACUCAUGUUCGUCGGAAAAGCCCCAAAUGGACCACUGAUCAAAAUUUGGUUCUAAUUAGUGGGUGA
Molecule: messenger RNA, 444 nt
Organism: Vicia faba (fava bean)
Lineage: Eukaryota; Viridiplantae; Streptophyta; Magnoliopsida; Fabales; Fabaceae
Source: the annotation of a GenBank genome assembly